UAGAUACUUUACUAGCGUAUAUGCAACCAUUUUUACUUCCAGCUGAAAGUUGUUUACCUAUAGUUAAUCAGCAAUAAUCACCAUAAUUCAUCAAUUAUUACAUGAAGAGCAACUUGAAACAUUAAAAAACAAACCAAAAAUGUAAAUUAAGUUUAAAUAUGGGUUAAGUUUCGAUGUGCCACCACGUUUAACACAUUACAAUGCAACGAAUAUGUUUAGUAUCCGAUUUUUUCUACCCUAAUGUGGGAGGAGUAGAAGAACAUAUAUACAAUUUAGCACAAUGUCUGAUUUCAAGGGGUCAUAAAGUCAUUGUGAUUACCCACAGCUAUGAUAAUAGGAAAGGUAUCAGAUACAUGACAAAUGGACUAAAAGUUUACUACCUCCCAAUAAAAGUCUUCUACAAUCAAUGUAUUCUUCCAACUAUGAUUGCAAACAUUCCAUUAAUAAGAUACAUUUAUAUCAGAGAGAGGAUUGAAAUAGUCCAUGGGCAUUCAGCUUUCAGUGCACUUGCACAUGAAGCAAUGCUAAUUGGAAACUUAAUGAAGUUAAAGACUGUAUUUACGGAUCACAGUCUUUUUGGGUUUGCUGACAUGUCUGCUGUUUUGACCAACAAGUUUUUGGAGAUUUCUUUGGUCGCAUGCACGCAUUGCAUUUGUGUGUCGCACAUCGGUAAAGAGAACACGGUCUUACGGGCGAAAGUUAGUUUUGAUCGGGUGUCAGUAAUACCGAAUGCGGUAGAUACAUAUUCGUUUACUCCACAAGUUCAAAUGAGACCGAAAGAUUCCAUUGUUAUAGUAGUAGUAUCACGUCUGGUUUAUCGCAAGGGCGUCGAUUUGAUGGCGCAAGUGAUGGCGGACAUCUGUGUUAGGUAUCCCAAUGUAAGUUUUCUGAUUGGUGGCGAUGGUCCCAAACUGUGGCUGCUGCAGGAAAUCCGCGAACAGUUCGGUUUGCACGACAGGGUAACAUUGCUAGGCGCAUUAAAACAUUCCGAGGUGACCGACGUUUUAAAUCAGGGGCAUAUCUUCUUGAAUACCUCAUUGACAGAGGCAUUCUGCAUGGCUAUCGUUGAAGCCGCAUCAUGCGGAUUGCACGUGGUAUCUACACAAGUCGGAGGCAUUCCAGAAGUUCUACCAAGUGAUAUGAUAUUUUUAACGGAACCCACUGCCGAAGCUUUAAUUAAAGGUGUUGAAGCUGCAAUUGCCAAAAUGGAAGCUGGCGAUAUACCGUGUCCAUACGUAAAUAACGACCGAGUGCGUUCAUAUUACAACUGGCUAAACGUAACACAACGAACCGAGGUUGUUUACAAUCACAUUUUAAGAACUGAAUUGAAAAGCCCCGGGGAACAACUCGCUAGUUACUUGUCAACGGGGGCUUGGCCAUUCCUCCUCGUAGUUACUUUAUGUAAAGUUAUUUUAAUGAUACUGGAAUACAUUUUUCCAUCCAAGAACAUCGAUAUUGCUCCAGAUUACGAUAUGGAAGUGAUCCUAAAACGAAGAGAAAAGAAAAUAAAUUAAUAUUAUCAACAAUCUAUGAUAAUGUUCAAUUUAUGCCAUAAUAAACGUUAUAUGUGCUGUAAAAUUGAAUCGGCGCAUGUGCAGCAAAA
Dalotia coriaria is the source of this 1603-nucleotide messenger RNA. RefSeq names its product phosphatidylinositol glycan anchor biosynthesis class A (gene PIG-A). The transcript has 7 exons. The record is from RefSeq and is a predicted model, not a curated record. Lineage: Eukaryota; Metazoa; Arthropoda; Insecta; Coleoptera; Staphylinidae. Bases 201 to 1514 code for a protein of 437 amino acids. Gene Ontology annotation, cellular component: glycosylphosphatidylinositol-N-acetylglucosaminyltransferase (GPI-GnT) complex. Gene Ontology annotation, biological process: GPI anchor biosynthetic process. Gene Ontology annotation, molecular function: phosphatidylinositol N-acetylglucosaminyltransferase activity.